Molecule: messenger RNA, 3436 nt
Organism: Trichomycterus rosablanca
Lineage: Eukaryota; Metazoa; Chordata; Actinopteri; Siluriformes; Trichomycteridae
Product: tripartite motif-containing protein 16-like
Exons: 6
Coding region: 14-1681 (555 amino acids)
Molecular function (GO): zinc ion binding; protein binding
Source: RefSeq, a predicted model, not a curated record
AAACUGCUGUAAAAUGGCAGAAGCAAAUAUUUCAGUCGCUCAGGACCAGUUCAGCUGUCCAAUCUGUCUGGAACUACUGAAGGAUCCAGUUGCUGUUCCAUGUGGACACAGUUUCUGUAUGGUGUGUAUCAGCAACUGCUGGGAUCAGGAGGAUGAUAAGGGAACAUACAGCUGUCCACAAUGUAGAGAAACCUUCACUCCAAGACCUGUCUUGAGUAAAAACACCAUUCUGUCUGAAGUUGUGGAGAAACUGAAGAAAACAGAACUUCAAGCUCCACAACCUGCUCACUGUUUUGCUGGACCUGAAGAUGUGGAGUGUGAUGUCUGUACUGGAAAAAAACACAAAGCUGUUAAAUCCUGUCUGGUGUGUUUGGCCUCUUACUGUGAAACUCACCUCCAGCCUCACUAUGAAUCUCUUGCUUUUAAGAAGCACAAGCUGGUUAAAGCCUCCAGACGACUCCAGGAGCAGAUCUGCUCUCAGCAUGAUAAACUGCUGGAGGUUUACUGUCGUACUGAUCAGCAGUGUAUCUGCAUGUUGUGCACCAUGGAUGAUCAUAAAGGACAUGAUACAAUAUCAGCUGCAGCAGAAAAAACUGAGAAACAGAAGAAGUUGGAGGAGAUACAGAGAGAAUCACAGAAGAGAAUCCAGAACAGAGAGAAGGAGAUUCAGAAGCUGAGAAAAGCUGUGGAGUCUCACAGGAGCUCUGCACAGACAGCAGUGGAGAACAUUGAGAGAAUCUCUACUGAACUGAUCAGCUCCAUUAAGAGAAGAUGCUCUGAAGUUACAGAACUAAUCAGAGAUCAGGAGAAAGCUGCAGUGAGUCAAGCUGAAGAAUUCAUGAAGCAACUGCAGCAAGAGAUUGAGGAGUUACAGAGGAGAAAUGCUGAACUGGAGGAGCUUUCACACAGUGAAGAUCCCAUCCAUUUCCUCCAGACUUUCCAGUCUCAUUUGGUCUCUGCUGGUCCUGCAGAAUCACCCACCAUCAAAUUAAAUCCUCUAAUCACUUACAAGGGUGUAACAAAGUCCAUGUCUGAGCUCAGAGAGAAACUAGAGGAAUUUUGUAAAGAGGAGAAUGAGAAGAUAUCAUGUGGAGUGAGAAAAAUCUGGAUGAUUUCUUCACCUGAACCACAAACCAGACGAGAGUUUCUACAAUAUUUCUGUCAGUUCACACUGGAUCCAAACACAGUAAAUAAACACCUCCGUCUGUCUGAGAAGAACAAAGUGGUGACCUGCAGUGGAACAUUACAGUCGUAUCCUGAUCAUCCAGAUAGAUUUGAUUAUUACUCCCAGGCUCUGUGUAGAGAGAGUGUGAGUGGACGCUGUUACUGGGAGGUGGAGUGGAGUGGGAAUAUUGGGGUUUCUAUAGCAGUGUCAUAUAAAAGCAUCAGCAGGAAGGAAGUUGCUAAUAAGUGUGUGUUUGGAUGGAAUGAUCAUUCUUGGAGUUUGUUCUGUUCUCAAUCCAGAUUUUCAUUCUGGCACAAUAGUAAAGGAAAUGAAAUUCCCAUAAUGCAGAGUUCUACUAGAAUAGGAGUGUAUGUGGAUUACAGAGCAGGAACUCUGUCCUUCUACAACGUCUCUGAUACAAUGAAGCUUCUCUUCAGAGUUCAGACCACGUUCACUCAGCUCCUCUACCCGGGGUUUUUGGUUUGUAAUGGGUCGACAGUGAAACUGUCAUCCUGAAAUUAGAUAAUUAUGCUUGGGUGGUGCAGCACCAUCCCAGCCCACAGCGUGUUCCUCUGUACAUCUCUGCUGUUUGGUAAAAAAAAAAAAGUGUUGGCAACUGUGCUAGCUUGUUGCUUACUUGGCAUGGAUGUUUCCCAUCUUUAAUUGGGAGGGAAAAAAAGAGAAAAAUCCAAAGUUGUGUAAACCCCAAACAUAUUUAAAUAUAUUGUUGAGUCUCUCGCUGCCUUCAAAAGACGAUUAAAAACCUUCAUUAACUCUUUACUAAGCACUUAAGCUGACAUGUACUUACUAAUGCUCUUAAAAAAACAACAACAACAAAAAACAUUUUUUCUAACAGGGUUUCAGCAGAUUUGUAUUCUUGAACUGCUAUCUACUUAAACUAGAGUAGAAUGAUUUUUACUAUGCAAUCUCUUCUGUAAGUCGCUCUGUUUAAAAGUGUCUGCUACAUGCUGAAAAUGUACAACCCCAAAUCAGAAAAUGUUGGGACAGUAUGAAAAUGCAAAUUAAAAUAAAAUCAAAUGACUUUUAUUUGAUUGCAGAUAGUUUAAACCCAAGAUAUUUCAUGUUUUGUCUGCUUAACUUCAUUUCAUUUGUUAAUAUACUUAUAUCAUGUAAUGAAUAUUAAGUUGUUAUUUCACCUAAUGGACAGUGUGUUUGUUGUAAUUGACUGUGUGUGCUAAGUUGUUGAACCUAUCAGGUGUUUAAAUCUCUCUUGUAGCAGUUUGUAUUAGGAAAUAGCUUUUAUAAUUGUAUGCACUUCUUUUGUGAGCCAACUUAGAAUGCUCAUGUUGAGGCUGAGCUUGUGGCACCACAAGUGGUUGGUCUCUGUGGUGUGCAACAGGAAAAGUAUCCAAUUCCAUUAUUCUCGUAAAAGGGCUGGUUGCUUAUUGCUCAUUGGUUACCCAUAACCACACCUCCCACACUCCUUAAAAAAGAGCGGUAACCAUUCUGAGCCUUAGUGAACUGCCUCUUCAUCUUUGAAGAUCUCAGAGUUCAUAGUCCCGAUUCACUAACUGGUGAAUUACCAAGGUGCGCCAUAUCUUACAUUCGUAGAAAAUUGGUCAAGUUUAGUGCGCUGGUCUACUGGACACAAUCAUUAGCACCUGAAACUUUGCCACUGACCAAGGUAGAGUUUGAACAUACAAUCCUAAUGAUGCACGUAGGGAGCAAAGGCUGGUCCGUGUGGUCAGAUCCAGCAGAUGAGCUACUGUAGCUCAAACUGUGAAGUUCAUGCUGGUUCUGAUAGAAAAGUGUCAGAAUACACAGAGCAUCACAGUUGCAGGGCUGUUUUGGCAGCAAAAAGGGAACCAACACAAUAUUAGAAAGGUGGUGAUAAUCUUAUGCCUGAUCGGUGUAAGUUCUUUGCAUUGACUUAUUUGUUUUGUUCCAUGAUUAAUCACUUUGUCUAUGCUAUAUUUUUAAUGUUUAUUAUAAUUAUCCAAAACGUGCACUAUGAGUUUGAUUCUCAGGAGAGAGGAAUAAUCGACCUAACAAACAGAAAGUGACUGAUCUGUUAUGAAUUUGGUUUUCUGGUUAUCUGGUAAUUUUCUCCUCAAAAAUGCCAGUGGUGCUCUGUGAUUUAUUAUGUACUAGUAAUUAUAUAAUGAAUUAACUAAUGGCUUUCCCCAUAUGACACAACAAAAAUGAUUCUAUACAAAUGUGGGUUUGGGGUUAUACAAUAUGAUUCUGCAAUGUAUAGCAUCUAAUAUUCUACUGUAUCUAAUAACAACCAAUAAACUUUACAGUAAUCAA